Molecule: messenger RNA, 183 nt
Organism: Pyricularia grisea
Lineage: Eukaryota; Fungi; Ascomycota; Sordariomycetes; Magnaporthales; Pyriculariaceae
Exons: 1
Coding region: 1-183 (60 amino acids)
Source: RefSeq, a predicted model, not a curated record
AUGUCUAGGGAUAUUAUUGACGGUCAUGCCCUUUAUCUGUUUCAAUUCGGUCCAAUGCCCACCUCUUCCCACCGCAACCUCUGGAUCAACCCCCUUUCCCUCCCUACCCUUCAAUUUAACAUCACGUCAGCUCAACAACACAUGAGGGCUCUGCUCAUCUUAAUUCGCCUCUGUCAAAUCUGA